AUGAAGAAAAACGCCUCGGCCAAGCCGCUCUUUCUGGCUUGGGGCGGAGCUGCGGCAGCAGGUUCGGCGCUGGAGGUUCCGCGGGAGUUGGGGGAGUGUCUGGGGCUGGCGGAGGGGGAGGGGGUGCGCGUAAGGGUGCGCCUGUGGGGGAGCAUUCCGCCCGCGGAGGCUGUACACGUGGCACCUGCCACGUCAGACGACUGGGAGGUGCUGGAGCUGAAUCCGGCGCUCCUGGAGGAGACCAUUCUGCAGCAGGUGGGCGCGGUUGCAGCAGGGCAGUCCUUCCCCAUAUGGGCGCAGGGCCAAGCCCCCCUGCGCCUAUGCGCGCUCUCCGCCUCCCCAUCCCCCCUGGUGCGCCUGGUGCCCGGAUCCGAGCCCUUUGAUUGGUCCGUCGUUUUAAGCCAAGCACACGGCAGCUCCCGCAAUGACGUGGCACUCUGUGAUACGCGUGGCUCGUGCAUAGAAGGCGCCAGUCCGACAGGUGACUGCCACGUCAGCAGCAAGGCAGCUGUAGCAGAGAGUAGCAGCAGAGGAGGUGGAGGUGGGGAGAGCGGUGGGAUGGCAGUGGUGGAGCCAGCAGGGUGUGUGUUUGUGAGCGAAGUGGACUGGAAACGAGUGGGCGGGGCACAGCUGCAGCACGGCUCUUCUCCUGUUCGGAACGACCGGACCUGCCUCGCGCACACGGAGUUUGUCAGUUGCUCUAGGCUCGGGUCCGAACCUGUGAAGGAGGUUCGGCGGGUGCUGGGGAGGGCGGUGGCGCGGGCCAAUGAGAGGGCGCCAGCUGUCGUUGUGUUGGACGAUCUGGAUGUGCUGGUUCCGGGGGCGAGUGGGGGGCCGGAGGAAGGGACAGGUGGCGGCGCGGGAUUGGUGGAGUUCAUUGCUGAUCUGAUGGAUGAAUGCCAGGUGAGGCAACUGUCGGUUCAUCUCAGCAUUCGUGGUUGCCUCAACAUGCCAGCCCCCUCCCCAUCCGCCAUAUCCCCUCAACUCCGUGCCGCAUGCCGCUUUGACACCCCUGUGGAGCUACCCGCCAUGGGGGAGGGCGAGAGGGCAGCGCUGCUCAGGCGGAUCCUGCAGGAGAGGGGGAUUGGGUGGCAGGGAGGGGAUGCUCUGCUCCAAUCGGUGGCCGCCAGGUGUCAGGGCUGCGACGCGUCGGAUCUCGAGGUGCUGGUCGAUCGUGCCGCUCACGCGCGACGAGGGCGUAUGAUGUUUGAAGCAGGGAGAGGGAGGAGAGGGAGUGGUGGGGAUGGGGACGGGGAUGGGGAAGAGGAUGGUAAAGGGGAUGCAAAAGGGGAUGGACAAAGGGAUGACAAGGGACAAGGAGUGGAAGGGAAGAGAAGAGAGAUGAAGGGAGGCAGAGUAGCCAUGAUGGUUCCAGGAACAGCCCGAGGAGAGCAGCGGCCGGCACAGGAGCAGGUGGAGCAGGAGCAGCGAGUGCAGUCGACACAGCAGGUGCAGCGGGGGCAGCAGCAACAUCCCCUCCUCCUCUCUGAACCAGACUUCACAACCGCCCUCCAAGGCUUCGUCCCAGCAGCAGUGCGCGGCGUCGCCAAACUCUCCUCCUCCUCCGACCCCUCCUCCUCCUCCACCUCCUCCUCCCCCCAGCUAGGCUGGGACGACGUGGGAGGAAUGGCCGACGCCCAAACAGCCCUUAGGGAAGUCUUAGAGCUCCCAGCGCAGCACUCCCAUAUCUUUGCCUCCGCUCCUCUCCGCCUUCCCACCGGCGUGCUCCUUUUCGGCCCUCCUGGGUGCGGCAAGACUCAUAUUGUCGGCGCCGCUGCUGCUGCGUGUGGGAUUCGGUGCGUCUCUGUGAAAGGCCCCGAGCUGCUGAAUAAGUACAUCGGAGCUUCGGAGCAGGCGGUUCGGGGCGUGUUCUCCCGAGCCUCCCGCGCUGCUCCGUGCAUUUUGUUUUUCGAUGAGUUUGACGCGAUUGCGCCAAGAAGAGGGCAUGAUAGCACAGGGGUGACUGACAGAGUAGUGAAUCAGCUACUAACGGAGCUUGAUGGUGUGGAGGGGUUAGAGGGGGUGUUUGUGGUAGCAGCUACGAGCCGUCCAGAUCUGAUCGAUCCGGCUCUGCUGCGUCCUGGACGGUUGGAUCGGCUCGUGCUCUGCGAUUUCCCCGGGGAGGAGGACCGGCUGGCGAUUCUGCGCGCGCUUUCCAGGACGCUUCCUCUGGGUGCUGACGUGGACCUUGCUGAGCUGGCGCGGCGCACGGAGGGGUUCAGCGGGGCGGAUCUGCAGGCCUUGCUGGCAGAUGCACAGCUGGCGGCAGUGCAUGCUGUGCUGGAUGAGAGUGAGAAGGGGGGAGGAGGGGAGGAUGGGAAGGAGGGAGGAGGGGAGGGUGGGAAAAGGGGAGGAGGGGAGAGCGCGAAGGGAGGAGGAGAGGAGGCGGCGGCUGGGAAGGAGAAGAGAAGUGGAGAUGGAGGGGAAGAUGCAGCAGAGGUGGAAAGGGGAUCAGGGAGGCAGGCAGUGGGGGCUGAAGAGGCAGCGGAGGAGGCACCAGGUACAGAGGACCAGAAGAAGGGUGGGAGAGCGAAGGCAGGAGCAGCAAGGAAGGGAAGGAAGGGCAGAAAAGGGAAAAAGGUGGAGGUUGUGGAGGCAGGGAGGCCGGUACUGGGGAGGGUGCAUCUGGAGCAGGCUGUGGGGAGCGUGCGGCCGUCCGUGUCAGCAGCAGAGAGGCAGCGGCUGUCGGAUAUCUACGAUGAGAUGAUGGGUGCGAGGAAGGGGAGCAGCGCUGCUGCCAUGGCUGAGAGGAAAGGGAAACGAGCCACGCUAGCUUAG
Molecule: messenger RNA, 2778 nt
Organism: Closterium sp. Yama58-4
Lineage: Eukaryota; Viridiplantae; Streptophyta; Zygnematophyceae; Desmidiales; Closteriaceae
Source: the annotation of a GenBank genome assembly